Radiomyces spectabilis is the source of this 425-nucleotide messenger RNA. RefSeq lists its product as uncharacterized. The record is from RefSeq and is a predicted model, not a curated record. The transcript is spliced from 2 exons. NCBI's taxonomy places the organism in Eukaryota, Fungi, Mucoromycota, Mucoromycetes, Mucorales, Radiomycetaceae. Bases 83 to 328 code for a protein of 81 amino acids.
CACCGACAUAAUACACCAGACUAGCCAAAUCUCCAAAGGAAGUUGAUCAAGGCAGCACCGUCAGCCGUACACCCGCUGUGCAAUGGAUGCCACCUGCUACUGGAUGCCGCACUCUUACAUUGAGCGACAUUCGUCAGACAAAAGCCUAAGGCAAUACGGCAUAACCUGGGCGAGACUCUUGAUGGAACUUUGGUAUAUUAAUGUCAAUACUCUGGCAUACCAUGAAACACUUUUAAUGAACAAAGCAGCACUUAUUGACCCCCUCCGUUCUGUCCCGCCCAAGGUUAUGAUAGAUCUACAAAGAUGUGUGGGAAUGUUGGGUAUUUAAAAAAAAUGAGUUAGUAAGCUCUGUGGUUGAUUCAAAUUUCGUUGAGAUAUUUUACCUUUGAUGUUUGAUGCAGCAGAUACCGAGGGCUUCCCGACCG